AUGUAUGUUACAUAUAAAAAUGCUGGUCCAUCGUUUAUGCUUUGUUUUAUGUCAAUUGUUUUAAAUAUUAUUGUAAUUCCAGGCAUUUUUAUGAAUGCUUCAAUUAUUUAUGUUACAAUUAAAUAUUAUAAAACACUUCGAGGGACAUCAAGCUUUUUGUUAGCUUUAAAUGCUUUUUAUGAAUUUCUUCAUGGAUUUGCCCAUCAAGUUUUUUUAGUUUCUGCUUUGUCUGGAAGAAAUUUUAUUUCAUAUUGGACAGUUUUUUGUUGGGAAGUUAUACCUCUUUGGGGGUGUAGUUCGAGUGUUGUGACUAUAGCAUUGACGGGAUUGGAUAGACUUUUACAAGUUAGCUACCCAAGCUGGUUAGUGUUUUAA
Messenger RNA from Meloidogyne enterolobii, 375 nucleotides. The record is from the annotation of a GenBank genome assembly. NCBI's taxonomy places the organism in Eukaryota, Metazoa, Nematoda, Chromadorea, Rhabditida, Meloidogynidae.